AUGCACCGCCGAUACAAUCCCGACAGAUGGGCCGCUUUCAGACGGGAGAAGCGGUCCGAGUACAAGAGACGCAGAUCCGCAUGGUAUGACUGGCGCGGCCUAUGGCGCCAUCGCGACAAGGAAACUUUCCCAGCGACGUUCGUGGCCCAGACCGAGAGCGGAACCCAAUAUUUUACGAUCCUCCCUCAUCGCGACCUCAUCAUAAUUCGGAGGGAGGAUAAAAUGCCCCCUAUCGACUACCUGAUUGAGCAGUUACUGCCCUUCUCAAAUCAGAAGUUCGGCUACGAAGGCGUCGCUCACAUUGCCGUCGAAUUCGAUCCUUCGUGGAGCGCAGACGAGGUUGAGCAGUGUAGGGCGAUACCAUGGUAUUCUCGAAACUAUCGUGUCAAUAAUUACCAACGUUGGGAUUGUUAUUCUGCCUUGGCUAAGGCAGUGAGACCUCGUGCUUUAGGCAAUGGCUUGACACGAGUAUGGGUUGUGGACUAUCGGCUCCGCCGCAAGAUCCCUAUCGCCACCGCGGAGGCAACGGAAAAUGCUCGGACCCAGUCUCCCGACGAUGAGGGACUCGUAUUCGAGGGACAGGGGUGCAAAUAUUUCGCCAUGCCGAAUUCCAUGGUUGACUCAUACUGCUGUUACGAUGCAAUUGAAGGCCCGACGUCGAACAACGUCUUUGACUUUGUUCGCGCAAUCGAGAGGUUGGCCUGCCAGUUUGAGUUGGACGAUUGGCCUUGGUUUCAAAAUGUCCAGUCUCGUAACGUUGGGGUUUUCAACCCAAGGCGACGCAGAGAAAACACACGAUCCGUGAAACGACACGAGCUCGAAGGCAAGCUUUUGCCUCUAUACGACGUGUCCGCCUGGGAUCCAAAACAAUUACCGAACUUCCCGCCGACCGCACGCGCGUUUCUGGAGUUAGAUCACGAGAACGUCUCGCGUCUGCUCAAGAGUCUCCGUCCCGACGCCGAGACGCGUCCCGAAUGGGGACAAAUGGACUGGAUGCAAGCCUUGCUUGCCACGCUGGUCAGCGGCACGCCGUUGCACGACCUCUGGCUUGAACGCAAAUCAGACGAGAAGGUUUCGGGCCCGGCGGUAGCAUCCGAUUCUGAUCAGGCGCAGAAAGAUCAGGCUUCGGGUGGCUACUUCUCUUUCUGGGCCGCUCCCGUCGAGAUUAGUUUUCCAGACUUGGUUACGUGGACGUUCAUGGUUUUCCUGGAGGGUAUGCUUUUGCAAUGUUGGAUCAGAUGUCGGCACAGAGCGAGAGGAGAUGAGAUGACCAAUUGGGUUGAAUGCAUUCCAUAG
This is a messenger RNA of Colletotrichum karsti, 1296 nucleotides long. RefSeq lists its product as uncharacterized. Lineage: Eukaryota; Fungi; Ascomycota; Sordariomycetes; Glomerellales; Glomerellaceae. The coding region runs from base 1 to 1296 and encodes 431 amino acids. The record is from RefSeq and is a predicted model, not a curated record. The transcript is spliced from 3 exons.